AAUCAAGAAAAAUUUUUCUUUCCAGAAAUUGAAAAAUAUUUGAAAGAAAUAAGAAAAAGAAAAAAAAUGGAAGUCCCACGGAACAAUGUUCUUGAAAAUGUGCAGGGAAUUCAGAGAAGACAAAAUGAAGUUCCGAACAGGAGGACUCUUUCUGACUAUGUCACUCCUCCUGUGGCGGAACACAACAGCAUUAUUCCGCCAGAUGUCACAGCAAACAACUUCGAAAUCAAACCUGCUGUCAUCCACAUGUCCUGGCACUUAAUGACGGCUUUCUAUGAAGGCCUAAACGAGAACUCACGGAUAUUGUUGGAUGCCUCGGCGGGUGGAUCAUUCAUGAGCCUUGAACUUGACGAAGCUGAAGAACUCAUUGAGCGGAUCUCAACAAACGGAUCCACCUGGUACUCUGACCGUCCAUCCACUCAACCGAAAAUUGGAGGCAUGUACGAAGUUGAUCAAAUGUCGGCCAUGGCUGCUAAGGUCGAUAGCAUGAUGAGCAUGAUCCAAAAGAUUGCUCAAGUCUCUGCUGUGCAAAACACUACACCAACACCGCCUCCUGUUCCUGUUCUCAUGUGUGUAUCCUGUGGUGGACAACAUGAUCAAUCCACAUGUCCAUGGGAUGCAAUGGAGCAAGUUGAUUAUGUCAACUACAACCGGCCGCAGCAACAACAAAAUCCAUUUGGCGGAUUUAGUUCUCAAAACAGAAAUCAUCCUGGUUUCUCUUGGAGCAAUCCGAGUGGAGCUGCCAAUCAACAAGCUUAUCGGAGUUCACCACCCGGCUUUCAAAAUCAACAGCAACAACAAUUUAGAGGUGGCCAAGGUUUUGCUAACAAUCAACAGUUUAAGCAAAACCAAAGCUUCCCCUAUGUUUCCAAUCAACAAAAGCCGAUCCUACCAACUCCUGAAACAACAUCAGCUCCCGGCUUGGAUAAUAUUGUUGAUCAGCUACUCAAAUCUCAACUAGCCCAAUCCGAAACAUUGAAGAAGAUUUCUGAAGAGCUUACUCAACUUCGAGCUCACAAUAGGAUGCUUGAAAAUCAAAUCUCUAGUCAAGCAUCAACAUCCUCAACAAAGGUGACCGGAAAAUUGCCAGCUUGUCCUGAGAAUCCAAGAGAACAAAUGAAUGCUAUCACUACUCGGAGUGGGAAACAACUUCAAUCUCCAUCUCUUCCGAGUAGUGAGCCCGAUGAAGAAAUAAGGGAGGAUGCCAAAGAAGAACCUCAGAACAAAGUCAAAGGAGAUGCUGCUGAAAUGCUGUCGGAGUCAGUUCAGAUCAAAGAAGGAAAGAAGAAAGAAGAUGAAGGGUUGGUAAGGAAAUAUGCUCCACCAAUUCCUUUUCCAAACCGACUCAAGAAAUCACAUAUUGAGGAACGAAGAACCAAGUUCUUGAACCGCAUUGAGACAAAGGGAUACAGUUACACGGAAUCUGAGUCGUGGAAAGGUUUUGACAGUGCAAACGUCUUAACUUAUAAUCUCGGGGCAAUAAUGUGUUGCUAGAUACCGCUUAUUGUUUAUAGUAUUGGUGCAGAGCCAAUACUAUGGCCAGCUUUAUAAGUGCCUAUACGGGUCACACACUUUGGACAAUUUAAGGAGUAGGAUUAAACAAUGGGAUAAUAAGUAAUUUGUAUAUUU
Cuscuta campestris is the source of this 1629-nucleotide messenger RNA. NCBI's taxonomy places the organism in Eukaryota, Viridiplantae, Streptophyta, Magnoliopsida, Solanales, Convolvulaceae. The record is from the annotation of a GenBank genome assembly.